CUCGGCUACAGAUCACAUGCGCCUCUUUGUUUCGGCAAAAUUCGGUGGAUAUGAAGGCGGGUUGAUGCGUUUUGAGAGUCGUACAUAUAAUGGCUAUGCCUUGAAGCGAAAACGAGAUGCGAUUUCCAGCGUCUAAAUAUCUCUUUUGGGGAUUUUGUCUAUGGAUUUUGUCUGGUAAGCUAAAAUUGGCCGUGGAUGUACUGUACGCGCUAGAAUCGUGUUUGUUUGAUUUUCUUCGUUCGUCAAUUUACAAUGCAAUUACAGCAGUAUGAAUAUUUCAGCACCUAUUCUGAAAGAACUGCAUCACUGGUUUAUAAAGUCGCUUUUUGGCAUCCAGUUAGUACAUAGUUGGAAAGAUUUAAAGAAUAGUACUGUCAAAAGUAUUCUUAGUCCUCUGUUUAUCACCUGAAGAUUCAAGAUCAGGUCUUCUACGCGAGCGGGAAAGCGCAUCUGUUCUGUCGAUCAUCCCUCAUGUCACCUCCAUGUCUUCCUCUUUCAUGUUUUGUAGGGAAUUUUCUUUCGGGAUUCCAACACAAGCGAUCGCUUGAUUCUUCGAGGUAAGCUUUAAGAAGUGCAGACCGUUGUUUUGUUUUUAUAUUAGUUCACUGUUUGCUUGUUUAAUGUAAGAAAUAAUUAGACGUGACGUGGUAUGCGACUCCGGUGAAUGCACCAUGCAAAUUCGCUUUGUGUAGAGUGAGUUUGGGUCGAGAAACUAUUCAGAGCACGUUUUCACUAACAGCUUUUUACGCUGGCGGUUAUCACACAGAAUGUGUUGUUCCAUUGAUACGUCUUCGUUAAUUGAAAUUCUUACAAAUUUCCAUUCCUUUGGUCGCGUAUUCCUAUCGCAUUUCCUUCACUCGUGCAGAGAACUAGCGGCGAUGCUUUGAAAUCUAAUCGUGCCCUAGAAUUCGCUUGGGGCCAGAUGGGACUAUGCAAUGAUUGAGAAAGUUCAGACGGUCUGUUUGAAAUCUUAGAUAACUGCAGUAAUGAAGCCCGAUCGAGAGAUGCAAACAGCAAAAGAAAACUGCUAAACGACGCAACACCUCGCUUGUGUUGAUUUCGUAGUUUGUUCAUUUCGCUUUGUUUUCGUUGAUGGAUUCCCUGUUCGUUUCAUUCUCUUCUAAUCGGCAGUGGAUAAUCCGCCUAAUAUAUAUUUUUCCAUUUUGUUUUGACCUCAAUAAAUUAGAAGGUCAGAAUAGUAGUAGAAAUGUUUAUUCCACUUGAAUGAAAUGAGAAGAAGUUGUGUGUGUUGAAACUCAAGAGCUUUGAUGAGUGCUGUAUUGUUCGAUUCAGCUCUAAAGCAUCGUACAGUUUGUUUUAGAUUGUGCCGCUCGAAGGAUUUCAUUGUUCUGCUUUAAAGUGCGAAUGUGGAGAACAAUGGAAAAAAUUAACGUGGAAGUCUAUCCGGACUGGAAAUUUGCAUGUCAUGGUUGCUUACUCCCUUGACUUGUUUAUAUGUUUAGUCCAUUUCACAGACUCCAUGAUUUAAGGUUCUCGGAUCAUUUAAGGACCAUAAAUUGACAACUCCUUAUCUGAAAGUUUUCAGGUUCAAAGCUUGCGUUUUUGUAGCGUUUUUGAACAAAAACACAUUUCAAAUUAGGUAGGGGUUAAAUAAAUACCGACGUUUGAACUCGAUUUAUCGCCAAGUACAACAAAAUCUAUUGAUCGACGUGGAUUUGCGCAAGUUCUGUGGUCAACUUGAGCAGGUCGUCUUUUUCCGUUAAUUGAAACACAACAGAGCUUAGACUGAAAAUUCCGUGACAUCAUGACAUCAAUUAAUUCAGUGAUCAGCAGGGAGCUCCAUUUGGAACAUCUAAGCACCAUUAAGAGUUGCUUUGAGUUUGUCUUUCAAGAUUAUUUAAAAAAUUUAGCCACAUUAGAUGAAAUCUCCUUACCAUAAAUAGCUCAGACUUAACACUGUUUAGAUGGACACAAAAUUCUAACUUCUAAACAUGUUUUUGUAUGUUAUCUCAUGUGCAUCAUUAAUAUGUUAAACCUAAGUUAAGUCUUAGUGUGGUCAAGAUAUUGACAUCAAAACUGUCGAGAAAAUCAAGUCAAAUAUAGUUUGUGUAAGGUGAUUACAAGUUAUUAUUAACAUUUUAAAAUAAAUGUAUACAUUUUUUUAACAUCUGUCUGUCUCUUGCAGCUCACAUUUGUCAAAUGACACAAGAUUAUGCUCAGACUGUAAAGGUAUGGGGUGAGAAGGAGGUCAUGAAAAUUGAUUUGACUUAUGCAGAGAUGGAGAUUGAAUUCUCCAGUUUCAUCUAGUUACUAAAUUUAUUUUCUGGCUCUCAGAAAUAUUUGAAUACCACCAGGGAUAGAUUUGAUAGCAAUUCCUGGGAACUGAAAAAAAUAUAUUUUAAAAAGAGCCCUGAAACAGCAUGUAAAGCUAAAAUGAAAUUUGGGAGAAGCAAAGUUAAGUUGUGGAAGAAACCCUCUGAAGGAGGUGUAUAUGGCACCUGACCUAACAUUUUGAUUAUGAUCUUUUUUUAAUGUUCUUGAGCAACAUCAAUAAUAUAAUGCUAUACAGUUACCAGCCACCCUGUAGCCCCAAAGGUAAUAGAUGAUGGAGAAGGAAUUGGGGAGUGGCCCAGAAUUUGACCCCUUGACCCGUAAAAGUGACCAGGAUUUAAUUUCUACAUGCAGCACCAUUCCUAAAUCAAACGUAAUCAAACAUACUAAGGUCACAAGAAUAAAGAAAAUGAUUAAUAUCUAAAAAAGCUUUGACUUGAUUGUUAACAAAUUCUCCAUGUUAGUUCCACAAGAAAUAUACAGAGAGCAGUGCUCAGAAUAUGCAUACUGAUGUUUAGAUAGAAAGAGUUGAAUUAAAGGCACCUUUUCAAUUGAAUAGUCUUAAAGACUUCAAAUUAAAUUUUAAGCUUCUGGAAAUCUUUUUAGUUUCUUGAUGUACCACUGUUAUUGUUUGUGUUAGAUAAUCAUCAAGUUACAAUACAAAAUUAAUAGAGUAUUCUUGUUAGGAUCUUAAACCCCCAAGGUCUCAAGAUCUGGUUAUCAACUCCCUUCUAAGUAUAAUACAUUUCCCUAUAAAUUGCUAUUAGAGAAUUUGGUGCUGUAUCAUGGAACAGCUUUCAACUGAGCAGUUUCCUUUUCUUUAAACCUGUUUGAUGAGAAGUUUAUUAUAACUGUAGGGAGAGGUAACAUGUUGAUCACUUCUGAAAGUGAAAGGGUUAGCUCUACUUGUUUUUUAGGUCUAUGACUGUGAAGACAACAUUAUUCACCAGUUUUUUUUUCCCUCCAUAGCACCAGAAUUUGACAAGCCCCUGCAGAAUAGAACAGUAGUUAAAGGAAAAAAGGUGUUGCUUAAAUGCUAUGCAAGUGGCAAUCCUAAGCCAGAGGUGACAUGGUACAGGAAUGGCAAAGCAAUAAGAAACAAAAGCGGCCCAUUUUCCAUCAUUGAAAGGUAAAUACAUCUAUCACAAAUUGUUCUCUCUUUCUGAUAUUAUCACCCAUGUAAUCGGACCCAUCUACAGGAUGAAGAAAGUAAUACUGGGUUAAAACCUGCUUUUAUGAAUUAUGCCAUGUUAUAGUCAUAGUUAGCUGUUAUAUUUAUUUUUUUAUAUUUAACAGUAUAUUGUUAAAUUAAUAUUUGUAAAUGUUUCUUCUUGUAAAGUGAUGGUUUCAACACUUUUGCAAAAUGGUAAACAUGUUACAUGUAGGUUCAGACAAUGAGAUCAUUCUCUAGUUGAAUUUGCCUUAUUUAAGUCAGUGUUUUUCUCAUAGUUUUUCUUCCAAUCCAUGAGUAUUAGAUGUAAAUAAAAGAAAAUUGUUCAAGAUGGCUGGGGUUAUCUGUGAUAGAGUAGUAUCUUAUUAAGGGAAAACAAGAGCUCUCUUAGGGUUCUUCCCAGAGCUAAAUGGUGUAGGUAUUAUGUUGGUCAUUUUGACAGGCUUAAACCUUUAACCAGUAAAUCUAUUUGUUACUGAUUACAGAAAUGGAAGCUUUAGGCUAAAGAUUCGUAUGGUGGAGUUAAGUGAUGCUGGUUGGUACAUCUGUGUGGCAAACAACUCAUUUGGGAGAGCACAGACACAAGCAUAUCUCACCGUGAAUAGUGUGAACCCAAAGUCGACUCCACACAAACCAACCCUUGGUGAGUGGUUGAAGAAAGUUUUUUUAACCGUUAACUCUCUUAACCCUUUCACUCACAAUAUCUCAAAGAAAAUUCUCCUCACUGUCUGCCAUACAUUUGUUAUUAAGUUUGUUCUAAGAAUUUGGUGUUGGAUCAAAUGAUAAUUCCAUAGAUAAAAAUUUUUUGCUUUCCUUGUCACUUGGCUGCUUGAUAUUGUAUUGAUACUGUAUAGAUAAUUUAUGUUUUGGUCACCCCUGGGAGUGAAAUGGUGGAGAAUGUUUUCUUUAAGUUUGAGAAUUUUUAUGGUGGGCUGAGAGGAUAAUGAAGUUGAUUGAAAAAUGGUCAGAACCAAGAGGAACACAGAAUUCAUGCAGUUGGUAGAACUAUUGGAAAAAGUAUGGAACCUUUUAGUCUUGCAUGGCUGCAAGUCCAAGGCACUUAAGUUAGUUACUGUGUACCUUUGAUAGAUUUUACACACCCCUAAGUGAUAUUGGUACCCCUCUAAUCUGCCCUCCCCAAAAUUGUGUGCAAGACUCAUUCUUAUUCUUGAGAUUUUAAAUGUAUUGGAGAGUAAUUAUUUGGAAAUAUUAAAUGUUACUUAAUUUUGUUAAUUACAUUUGUCACAAUUAGUAACUUUUCAGUUCUGGAAAAAAAAAUUUAAAAAAUUGAAAUCAUGACAUAUGUAGCUGUUUCAUUAAUACUUUACAUAUUAAGUGUUCUUGUACAGUGUAUUUGUGAGGUUAUGUUUUUGACAGAAUUUCAUCUUUCACUUUUAGAGAACACACCUUCAUCUUCUGCUCCUCUUGCUUCUAAUACUCAAGGUACAUGUACACAAUUGCUUUAAAAGUAAUAUUGUUACACAAAAUCCAUAUUCUUCCACAGAGUGAGUAAAAUUUAAUUACCACAUUCAUAUCCAAACAUACUGUUAAGGUUGUUAUUCCUAACAUUCCUAAUUGCUGAGAGGCACUCAAGAGAGGAGGGAGGAGGGGGUUACCAUUUUGAUUCAAAAUCAACACUUGUCAUAAGAUGUCAGUCCACAAGUUUGCAAGGGGGUUUCAACAGCUCUUUCCACAAGUGGCUACCAAUGGUGAAAUGGGUGACUGUUUCCAAAAAAUUUGCCUUUCAAACCUUACAAAGAUGAGGCAAGGGGUUGUAGAACCAGUUGCAGGCAAUUGGUAAUUAUUAACCUUUAAACCCUCAGAGUGACCAGCAUCUACUUUCUCCUGACAGUAAUGCUGCUGAAUCAUUAAUUGAAUUCAUGAGAAUAAAAGAGACGAUUACCAACCUAAGCAGCUUUGAUUAUUAUUGUGCCAAAGAUGAUAUUUGGAAAAGAGAAUAGGGAAUAAAGAUACUGAUGUUAGGAUGUAACAGGUUAAACCCCUGGUGGUGAGAAUUCAUUAACCCUUUACACCUUAAAUCAGUAUGCAUAUUCUCCAUACUACUCUUUAUACAUUUCCUAAGGUGCUGAUAAGGAGAAUUUGUUGACCAAUCAAAAGCUUAUUUCACUGGUGAUCAUUUCCUUUAUUCUCAUAACCUUAAUGUGUGAUUCAGGGAUGAUAAUGUAGGAAGAAAUUUGAUGCUAGUCACUCUCAGGGUUUAAAGGGUUAAAAGCAUUAAUUUUGGCAAUCCUGUAAUUUGAGCAGUGCCUUGUGUUGUACUGUAUGUUUUCCACUUAUUCUCAGUCAAAUGUUCUGUUUUAGCUACCGAACUCUCACAGCAAGCUAAUCCUGGAUACAGCACACGAGACGAGGGACAGGACAAGCCAACAUUUGGUGAUGAGUAAGUGGAUGUUAACCAUUUCACUACCAAGAUCUGGGAUAUAGUUUUUACCCUUUUAGAGCAUUUGCAUGUUUGAUUUGUAAGAGGAAUUUCCUUUGAAGUCAACUUCUUGAUAGAAAGAAUUCAGAUGCAACUAGUAGAGUUAUCAGAGAUUUACUUUCAAUUGUUAGCAUCUCAGUUGGUGAAAUUGUGCACCAUAAAUUCAAAGGCACAGACUUCUCUUUUACAAGUUGUGUUUUACUCUUUCAAACAAUUUUUUUUGUUUCACCCCUAGGGAUAUACCUACACCUCCAUCUCUUUCAGAAAAUGGUUCCUGCGUCAUCUACAAUGGCACAAUUUGUGAAAAACUAUUGAAAGGACAGCCCAUCUUUGUCAGAAGUUAUGAAAAACUAGAAAACAUUGAGAAAAAAAUCAGCAUUGCUUACAGCAGAAUACAAGAUUAUAAAAAGAUCAGCAAGCAGUGUAGGCCAUUUGUACAACCUUUACUGUGCCAUUUCAAUUUUCCCAGCUGUGACAAGACCUCUUCUGUUCCAACUCCUCGUCAUAUUUGUUAUGAAAAAUGUGAAUUUUUGCGCACUGAUAUUUGUAAAAAUGAGUACCUGGAGGCUAGAAAAGCAUCACUACAGGGAGUCCUUCUUCCAGAAUGUUCAACAUUGCCUCGUAAAGAUUCAAAGCAGGGAAAGAACUGUAUAUCUAAAUUGAAGGGCAAUACUCAGAGAAAUACAAAGCCAGUAGUAGGAAAGAAUGGUUAGUGUCAGAGAUUGUUAUUUCUUCCUCUUCCUUCAUACUGUAAUUAUAUUAACCUUUGGGAGUAAAUCUUGUGGUUUAACUCAAUUAAGGAACUUGAACAACAAAAUCAUGAUAAUUAUAGCUGAAAACUACUAAGGAAAGAGUACAUGUUAUGAUAACUUUUCAAACAGGUACUAAAGCUUUAUCUAAUUGUUUGUGUUUACAAUAAGUUUUGCACAAAGUCACUAUUACAUGAGAUUUUUAGGUUGGACAUUCACAUGAAAAGAAGUACACAGGUGAAAAUGAAAUAAAUCAAAAUUUAUGAAUUAAGUGUUUACUGAAGAAAUUUUGUUUGUGUAGGUGCAUACACUACACGAAUUCACCUGUGGACUGCUGUUUUGAUCAACUAGGAAAUAACAUUUCGUGAAAGUCAGCAUUGUUAAUUGCUUAAAUGGCCUAUAAAAAAGACAAUUCUCUCCUGUUUUAUCUACUGUUUUUCUUACCACAGUAAGAUAUUUCUUGCUGUAGUAAGACUUGCUCAAUUGGCUUUUGUUUCAUUCCUUAACCCUUUAAGUCCUGGAUCAAAUUUGGGAUUCUCCUUUCUGUCAACUAUACAAUCUUAUAAUUUGAUGAUCAACUAAUUAUCCCCAAAUUGAUCUUUUUCUUUAUUCUCAACCCUUAUCUGGUUGAUAUUGUAUUGAUAUUGUAAGGAGAAAUUCUGUCUUGGUCACUAAUGGGAGUUAAAGGGUCAAGAUGUAAUGAAUAAAGUAAGGAAACACAACCACACUGAGCUCAGCAUUACAAAGCUUGUAGUAAAACAUGAUACCAUAGGAGAGUAGUGUUUUAAUUAAAUGAAAUCUCAGUAGUUUUAAUAUUUGUUUGGUCUUGGUUUCAGCUACACCAAUGAAUGCAUGCUAUAAAGACAGAGGAGAAGAUUUCCGUGCAAAUGUUAGUGUUACAGAAAAAGGCCUGAAAUGUCAGCACUGGAAUGCUACCAAACCUCAUCAUCACAUUUUGUCGCCAACAGAAUACCCUGAGCUUGCAGGAGGACACAACUUUUGUCGAAAUCCUGGAGGGAAAAAGGAGAAACCAUGGUGUUUUACUACUGAUGUCGACUUUAAGUUUGAUUACUGUGAUAUUCCAAGUUGUGGUAAGCUUGUAUUUUUUUUGUUUUUGUUUUUGUUUUUUUUUUAAUCUUGAAUGGAUGUUAAAUAAUCCUUACCUCCCAAGAUCUGAUUGUUAAUUUUCUCCACUAGCUCAUACACAUUUCCUUGAAAAUUAGUACUGAGAGCUCGGUGCUAGAUAAAGAUAACUUCAACCUUAUAAGUUUCAAUAUUCUCAUAACUUAUUUGCUGGAUAAUGGAUGGAUAUUGUAGGGAGAAAAUACAUAUCAAUCACUUUGGGGAGUAAACGGGUUAAAAGUGGUAUAGUGGAGGUGUGUUCUUGUUAAUAGUGUGGUGGACUCCUGAUAAACAGACGGGAGAUGGGCCGAGAUGUGUCAUAUGCAAUAAUAACAAUAACAAUAUGAGCUUGUCAGUACCAAACAGAAUGUAUGAAGAAGAGUACAGAGAGUAUGGAUACUGAUGUAGAGGUGUAAAGGGUUAACCCUUUCACUCUCAAGAUCUCAUUAGUAAUUAUCCUUACUGUCAGCAUAUAGUUAUUAUGUUGUUAUUUUGGAGAGUUUGAUAUUGGAUCAACUAAUCCUGUAAAUGGUAAUUUUCAUUAUUCUCAUCACACUUCCACUUGAUAUUGUAUUGAUAAUGUUGGGAGGAAUUCUUUCCUGGUCACUUUUGGGAGUGAAAGAGUUAACCCUGUAACUCCCAGAUCAAAUUUAUAAUUCUCCUUACUGUCAACCAUACAAUUCUUAUAAUGUUAGUUUAGAGAAUUUAGUACUGGAUCAACUAAUUAUCCCCAAAUUGAUAUUUUUCUUUUUUCUCAUCACUUAUCUGGUUGUUAUUGCUUGAUAUUGUAAGGAGAAAUUCUGUCUUGGUCACUCAUGGUAGUGAAAGGGUUAAGGGAGGUUGUUUCUACUAAUUUUUUCUUCUACUAAGUGCAAGAUGAAGUGGUGUGAAAUACAUGAACUUCUAAGUCCUCAUAAUGAUUAACUUGUUCUUUCAGAUAAAACAUCCACUACUCCACCAUCUAUACAGAUUGUAAGCAUCUUGUACACUGUUAUUCCAUGUCUGUUGUUUGCCAUCAUCUUUUCGUUAGUGGUGAUCUUCAUUUGCUGGAGAUAUCAUAAGCAGAUCAUCUACCAAGCUGCUCAGACAGCUGCCACUCCACUUGUACCUGUUGUGGGCAAAUCAUCAUAUCCAAAGGUAUGUUCUGUGCAAAUUGUGGUGAGGGGAUAACAAUUUUUGAUGCAAUGAAUGACUGUCAUAGCAAAUCAGGUCUCCUUGUUCCACAAAUGAAAUGUGAAAAUAAGGAAUUGUGUGUCACUAAAAUCACUUCAAAAAAGUCUCCAAGAUGCUCAAGAUCAAGAGUUUGAUAUAUUAGUAAGAAAAUAGCAAACUUGGUUUUUUUUUCUCCAUUUUUUGUUUCAGAUCAAAGAGAUGCGUAGAGAGACUGUAAGAUUCAUAAAAGAUGUAGGUGAAGGAGAAUUUGGCAAACUGUACAAAGGUGAAGUUUUGGAGAAGGUUGAAGGAAUCCAGACAAGAGCUAUCUUAGCAAAAGUACUCCGAAACAGCUCAUCUGCAAGGAACCGGGAAACCUUCUUGCGCCAAGCAGAGACUUGGUCAAAAUUUAGUCAUCCAAAUGUUAUCAGCAUUGUGGGAAUGUGUUACAAUGGGCCUCCCACAUGUAUACUGUAUGAGUGCGUAGAGUAUGGCACAUUACAUGACUACCUGGUGGAGAACUCGCCUCUAGAGGGAGCUGUGGAUGAUGACGAAGAUCCUGAACCUCUUAAUUAUUAUGAUCAACUGCAGAUUGCUAUUCAAAUUGCUGCUGGAAUGAAUUACGUAUCCCAACAUAAUUACAUCCAUGGAGAUUUAGCAGCUCGCAACUGUAUGGUGGGGCCUCGUAUGACUGUCAAAAUUACAGACAUGGCUUUAUCGCGGAACCCUUUUUCCGAUGACUAUUGUCGUGUUCCAAAUAGACCUCCUAUGCCCAUACGCUGGAUGGCUCCAGAAGGGGUAUUGAAUUACAGGUUCACUGUAGAGACAGAUAUAUGGUCCUUUGGUGUGGUCCUCUGGGAGAUAUUUUCUUUUGGUUCCAGGCCUCAUGAAGGAUGCUCAGAUGAAGAGGUCAUGGACCAUAUUAGAGAACAUGUGUUGUUACCAUGCCCUGCAGACUGUCCUGCCAGAAUCUUUUUUUUAAUGAAAGAAUGCUGGGAUAUAUUGCCUCCAAGUAGACCACGUUUUAGUACAAUAUAUACUCAACUAUGUGCACUCAGAUGGGACACAAAUGGACCUCGAGAACCUCUUGAAAAAUUUGAGAGAGAAUGCUUUCAUGUCGAUGUGUGAUAGGCAGUGAAAAUAACUGACGUAGAAGUGGACUAAACUUCAAAGGACACACAAUGAAAUUUGAAGUUAACUGACCCAGAUGUGGUCACAACUCCAGUGCAUGCACAACCAUCCACACAGUGUAUCAAGUGACAUAAGUGAAAUAUCUCUGUCAGAAAUAAAGAUCCAAGCCAGUAUUGCAUGCAGAUGAAGCAGAAUGUGAAGUUAUUAGGGGACAACUAGAGCUCCAGAACUUGAGUUUAUGAGUCCAUCUUUUGCAAAUCAAACGAAAAGAUCAAAUUGAUAAGGAAUGAACAAAAGAAAUUCAUUUGAAGUUCACACAAUCGUCACCAAAUUUAACCCUUUCACUACCAUGGUGACCAGUAUGUAAUUUCUUCCCACCAUAUCAGUGCAUUAUAAGGGAGAAUUGUGACAAGAAAACAUCCACUAAGCA
This is a messenger RNA of Pocillopora meandrina, 10487 nucleotides long. Lineage: Eukaryota; Metazoa; Cnidaria; Anthozoa; Scleractinia; Pocilloporidae. The record is from the annotation of a GenBank genome assembly.